This is a messenger RNA of Panicum virgatum (switchgrass), 1609 nucleotides long. RefSeq names its product acyl transferase 15-like. The transcript has a single exon. The record is from RefSeq and is a predicted model, not a curated record. Bases 64 to 1398 code for a protein of 444 amino acids. NCBI's taxonomy places the organism in Eukaryota, Viridiplantae, Streptophyta, Magnoliopsida, Poales, Poaceae.
GGGGGUAGAGAGAGAGAGAUAGAGUCAACAGCUUCGCGAGACCAGAGUGACAGUGAGUGAGACAUGCCGAUGACGAUGGCCGUCGUUGUCACCAAGUCCUCGCCGGUGCUCGUCGGCCCGUCGAACGCGCCGCCGGCGGCCGGGCAGUACAUCAACCUCUCGUCGUUCGACAGGGCCCUCGCCUUCUUCCCCGUCACGUCGUUCCACGUCUUCGACCGCGCGAUCCCCAGGCCCGCCGAGACCGUGCGGGCCGCACUGUCCCGCGCCCUGGUCCACUACUUCCCGGUCGCCGGCCGCGUCGCCGUCGCCGGCGGGCGGCUGCGCAUCGCCUGCACGGGCGAGGGCGUGGCGUUCGUGGCCGCGUCGGCCGACCGCUCCCUGGCGGACUCCGGGCUCCUCGACCCGCCCUCCGGCUCGCCGCUGCUGGACGAGCUCGCCGUCGGCCUCGCCGCCGAGGGGUUCCACCCCUCGGACCCGCUGCUGCUCGUGCAGGUCACGGAGUUUGCCUGCGGCGGGUUCGUCGUCGCCGUCACGCGGAACCACGCCGUCGCCGACGGCACGGGGUUCGCGCAGUUCAUGCGGGCCGUCGGCGAGCUCGCGCGGGGCCUGCCCCGCCCGUCCGUCCUGCCCGUCAGCUGCGGCGACGACUCCCUCCCGGAGCUGCCGCCGCUGGUCGCCGCCAUGGAGAACGCGCUGGUCCUGCUCGAGCCGCGGGACUUCGCGUUCCUCGACAUCACCAUCCCCUCCAGGUGCGUCGACCGCAUCAAAGCCGGAUUCGCCGGCCACGCCGCCGCCGCCCCCGCCGACGGCCCGUGCACCGUCUUCGAGGCGGUCAUGGCCGUCCUCUGGCAGUGCCGGACGCGCGCGGUGAUGCCCGACGACCCCUCGACCCCCGCGCCUCUCAUCUUCGCCGCCAACGUGCGCAAGCACGCCGGCGCCAAGCACGGCUACUACGGCAACUGCAUCACGUCGGCGGUGGCCGUCCCGACGUGCGGGGAGGUGGCGGACGGCGACAUCAACGACGUGGUCAGGCUGAUCAAGCGCGCCAAGCAGCCGAUCCCGCACCAGUUCAAGCGGAACAGCGCCGCCGCCGCCGGUGACGAGGAAGGUCGCGGUGGCAAGCACAAGCAGGAGGGAGGUGGUCUGUCCGCGGAGCAGGUCGAGGUGAUGUUCGGGUACAACGCCUUCGACGUGACGAGCUGGCGGAACCUCGGCGCCGACGCGGUGGACUUCGGCGGCGGGAGGCCGGCGAGGGUGAUGUGCCGGAUGGACAGGAUGCCGGUGCCGCACUGCGUCGCGUGCUUGCCAUGCAGGAAGGACGGUGCCAACGUGUUGGCGCGCUGCGUCAGGGAGGAGCACGUGGACGCCUUCCUUGGGGAGCUGGCCAAGUUCAUCUGAUGACUUUUGCUGACAAGGGACCUGCUGGUCCCUGCGCAGCUGUCAGUUGCAACUGCUGGUUUGGCUUGUUGCCACUUGCCAGAACGAUUUGAGUGGCACGUCCGACGUGUCACAAGAGUAGAGACCUAGUAUUAGUUUGUUAAAUGGUGAUUGUGUUUGCUUAUCGUCGUCUUCCUAAUGCAUUGCCACUCGAAUGGCACUUCUCGACUUA